AUGUCACAAAAUCGACCUGGGGUGUUCUCGAAUCUGCGCAUGGGCGAAGUCGUCCGCGAGAAGGUCCAGGAUGGACUGACAGGGGAAACCAAAGAGAUUUCGUACUCACAAUGUAAAAUCGUCGGCAAUGGAUCGUUUGGUGUCGUCUUUCAAACGAAAAUGAUGCCAAGCGGCGAGGAUGCUGCCAUCAAGAGGGUCCUUCAAGACAAGCGCUUCAAAAAUCGAGAAUUGCAGAUCAUGCGGAUUGUUCGCCAUCCUAACAUCGUAGAAUUGAAAGCCUUCUACUACUCGAACGGCGAGAGGAAGGAUGAAGUGUACCUAAACCUCGUUCUCGAAUACGUACCCGAAACCGUCUAUCGGGCGUCGCGGUACUUCAAUAAACUGAAAACGACUAUGCCGAUGUUGGAAGUCAAGCUGUAUAUCUAUCAAUUGUUCCGUUCCCUGGCGUACAUCCACUCACAAGGCAUCUGCCACCGUGACAUCAAGCCCCAGAAUCUCUUACUCGAUCCAAACACCGGCAUCCUCAAGCUUUGCGACUUUGGUUCGGCCAAGAUUCUGGUAGAGAAUGAGCCCAACGUCUCCUAUAUCUGUUCCCGCUACUAUCGUGCGCCGGAAUUGAUCUUCGGCGCCACGAAUUACACAACGAAAAUCGACGUGUGGUCCACGGGUUGUGUGAUGGCUGAACUUAUGCUUGGCCAGCCAUUGUUCCCUGGGGAGUCGGGAAUUGACCAACUGGUGGAAAUCAUCAAAGUCCUUGGUACCCCUACUCGGGAGCAGAUCCGCACCAUGAACCCAAACUAUAUGGAGCAUAAAUUUCCUCAAAUUAAGCCACACCCAUUCAAUAAGGUAUUCCGGAGAGCUCCUCACGAGGCCAUUGAUCUGAUCUCGGCUUUGCUGGAAUACACGCCGACACAACGUCUCUCCGCUAUCGAGGCGAUGUGCCACCCGUUCUUCGACGAACUCAGAGAUCCCAAUACCCGACUGCCCGACUCUCGGCACCCUGGUGGCGCAGCUAAGGACCUCCCCAAUCUCUUCGAUUUCUCCAGACAUGAACUUUCUAUUGCACCCGCAUUGAACAGCCGGCUGGUUCCCCCUCAUGCACGCGCCGCUCUCGAGUCCCGGGGGCUAGACAUUGACAACUUCACUCCACUUACAAAGGAGGAGAUGAUGGCACGUCUCGACUGA
This is a messenger RNA of Aspergillus udagawae, 1185 nucleotides long. Its product is annotated as GSK family serine/threonine-protein kinase. Gene Ontology annotation, molecular function: protein serine/threonine/tyrosine kinase activity; ATP binding; protein serine/threonine kinase activity. Lineage: Eukaryota; Fungi; Ascomycota; Eurotiomycetes; Eurotiales; Aspergillaceae. Gene Ontology annotation, biological process: protein phosphorylation; signal transduction. The transcript is spliced from 7 exons. The record is from RefSeq and is a predicted model, not a curated record. The coding region runs from base 1 to 1185 and encodes 394 amino acids. Gene Ontology annotation, cellular component: cytoplasm.